Molecule: messenger RNA, 1856 nt
Organism: Coccinella septempunctata (seven-spotted ladybird)
Lineage: Eukaryota; Metazoa; Arthropoda; Insecta; Coleoptera; Coccinellidae
Product: glutathione S-transferase C-terminal domain-containing protein homolog
Exons: 2
Coding region: 133-1839 (568 amino acids)
Biological process (GO): mitotic cytokinesis
Cellular component (GO): midbody; cytoplasm; centrosome
Source: RefSeq, a predicted model, not a curated record
GAGCUGUUUAUGUUCAUGUUAUCAACUAUAUCUUUUUUAUGCUUCAUAUCCCGUCAGAAGGUUUUGAAUAAGCGAAUGAUGCAAAGAGUUCAGAGACAGCUUGCUAAUAGUGUCUGAAAAGAAACCUGCAAAAUGUCUUGGGAGAAAUCAACAAUUUAUAUCAAGGCCUAUAAGGAAGAUUCUGAUUGUUAUUCUAUCUCAAUUGAAUCACUAUCGAUUAUUUAUGUCUUUGCAGUAUGUGAAUCCGAACAUUUGGAAUUGAAGUUGAAGUUGAUUUCAUCCCCAUUGGAUGUUUGUAUAAAAUUGGAUACUAUCAAUGUGAAAUAUAGUGUCAUUGAUGUUGAAAAUAUAUUACCUAAGUUAUCAACAUAUUGUACGUGGCCAAUCAUCACUGUUAAUAAUAAUGUAAUUGCAGGAGUGAGUUCUGUUGCCAGGAAAAUAAUCCAACAAAGUAAUAACACGAAAGUUGAGUACUUGUUGGGAUUCAGGGGCAAUUGUCUUAUGGCAUGCAGUGAGGUUUCUGUGUGGACAAUGUUUUGUGAAAUAGAUAUGCCCCAAAGUUUGAAGCAAUUGCUUAGAGAUAUAGCUACCAACGCCAAUAGCAUUAUAAUUCCCAACUGUUUAUCAAGAUUUGAAUACCAUUUAUCACAACCUGUCAAAAUUCAUAACAUAUAUAAAGUAGCUCGUAACGAAAAUAAUAAGAAGUUUUCAAUGGAUAUUCCUAAGGACGCGUUAAAUCUUGCACAUAAAUAUGCAGAGGGACCAGCCAUGACAAUAUCAGACAUCAUUUUAUUUCCUUACUUCCAUAUAUUUUUCAAGAUUUUAGAUAUUUAUAAUUUACAAAAAAAAUUUCCACUGACACACAAUUGGUACAAAAACCUGCUUUAUGAAUUUCGUCAUCAGCUUGAUCUCAUUUUACCCUCUGUUUCAAACCAAUUGGAUAUUAUAGUUGAUGGAAGUUUCACCAAACAAAGCCUUUAUAAAUCCGAUAUGUCUCAGUAUAAAAUGGAGAAAAAGAGCUUCACCAAACAAACAAAUAUAGAAAGAGCUCUUCAAAUUAUUUCCUCCUCUAAUAUAUCAGUUAUGAAUUCCAAUUCAUUAUAUGGUUCUGAUAUAGGGUUCUGUUGGAACAAUGUGCCUCUUGAAUUGAAUCCACGUGGAGGUUCCUUACCAGAAAUGAGGGCUGAUAGAAAAUGCGAACAACUUGAGAGCAUGGCAAAAUCGUGUAUCAAAAUUGUGGGAAAUUCCGUUUCCACUAUUGUAGAUUUCUGCAGUGGAAGUGGGCAUUUAGGAUUAUUGCUGGCAUAUUUAUUACCGAAAUGUCAUGUUAUACUCGUCGAGAAUAAGGAAAAAUCUCUACUGCGAGCUACAGAACGAAUUGAAAUUCUUGAUCUGAAGAAUGUCACAGUGGUACAAAGUAAUCUGGACUACUUCAGUGCAGAUUUUCAACUUGGAGUCUCCCUUCAUGCAUGUGGAACUGCGACUGAUUUAGUUAUGCAGAUGUGUGUGAAGAAGAAUGCUAAUUUUGUGUGCUGUCCAUGUUGUUAUGGUGGCAUUCAAACAUGUCAUCUGUUGGAUUUUCCAAGAAGUAGAAGUUUUCUGAGUUUGAAACAACUUACUUACAAAGACUAUCUCAGCUUAGCACAUGGUGCAGAUCAAACUCAUGAUGAUGAAAAUGCUAAAACAAAACAGGGAUAUUUGUGCAUGGAUAUCAUUGACACUGACAGAAAAUUGUAUGCUGAAGCAUUUGAUUAUAUUAUUUUUUUAGGAAAAUUGCAGCCAGUUACAUGUACAAACAAAAAUAAUAUGCUUGUUGGUAUUAAAACAAUUCAGGAAUAGACUUUUGUUUCAUUGUU